Pygoscelis adeliae (Adelie penguin) is the source of this 1765-nucleotide messenger RNA. Its product is annotated as fatty aldehyde dehydrogenase-like. The record is from RefSeq and is a predicted model, not a curated record. Gene Ontology annotation, molecular function: aldehyde dehydrogenase (NAD+) activity. Gene Ontology annotation, cellular component: cytoplasm. NCBI's taxonomy places the organism in Eukaryota, Metazoa, Chordata, Aves, Sphenisciformes, Spheniscidae. Gene Ontology annotation, biological process: aldehyde metabolic process.
AUGGAGAAGAUGCAGCAGAUCGUUGGACAGGCGAGAGCCGCCUUCAACUUGGGCCGGUGCCGCCCGCUGGAGUUCAGGAUGCAGCAGCUGAAGGCCCUGGAGCGGAUGGUGCAGGAGAAGGACCGGACCUCAGCCAUCAAGGUGGAUCUGCACAAGAGUGGGCCCAGUGUGUACAGCCAUGAGAUCCUGGGCAUGCUGAAGGCAGGGCUGCCGUCCUGGGCAGCCCCUCAGCCUGUGAAGAGGGACCUGCUGACGAUGCGCGAUGAGGCCUACAUCUGCCCCGAGCCGCUGAGGGUGGUGCUGAUCAUUGGGGCCUGGAACUACCCCUUCGUCCUGAUCAUGCAGCCUUUGAUCGGUGCCAUCGCAGCAGGCAAUGCUGUGGUGGUGAAGCCGUCGGAGAUCUGCGAGAACACAGCUCGGCUGGUGUCUGAUCUCCUUCCCCAGUACCUUGACCAAGAGCUGUACCCCGUGGUCACUGGAGGAGUACCUGAGACGACAGAGCUGCUGAAGCAGAGAUUCGAUCACAUCCUUUAUACUGGCAAUUCCACAGUGGGCAAAAUCGUGAUGGCAGCGGCGGCCAAGCACCUGACGCCCGUCACCCUGGAGCUGGGCGGGAAGAGCCCCUGCUACAUCGACAAGGACUGUGACCUGGCCGUCGCCUGCAGGCGGAUAACGUGGGGAAAGUACAUGAACUGUGGGCAAACCUGCAUCGCCCCGGACUACAUCCUCUGUGACCCUUCCAUCCAGAGCAAAGUGGUGGAGAACAUCAAGGCGACUCUGCAGGAAUUCUAUGGGGAAGACGUGAAGUCAUCUCCGGAUUAUGAAAGGAUUAUCAACAAGCGUCACUUCAAGAGAAUCCUGGGCCUGCUGGACGGGCAGAAGAUCGCUCACGGGGGAGAGGCUGAUGAGGCUUCCUGCUUCAUAGCACCGACUAUCCUCACCGAUGUUUCUCCGGAGUCAAAGGUGAUGGAGGAGGAAAUCUUUGGACCGGUCCUCCCCAUUCUGACCGUGAAGAACGUGGACGAAGCCAUUGAGUUCAUCAACCGUCGGGAGAAGCCCCUUGCCCUGUACGUCUUCUCCAACAACAAGAAGGUGGGCUUUGUUGGCUGGGCUUGCAUCGCCCCGGACUACAUCCUCUGUGACCCUUCCAUCCAGAGCAAAGUGGUGGAGAACAUCAAGGCGACUCUGCAGGAAUUCUAUGGGGAAGACGUGAAGUCAUCUCCGGAUUACGAAAGGAUUAUCAACAAGCGUCACUUCAAGAGAAUCCUGGGCCUGCUGGACGGGCAGAAGAUCGCUCACGGGGGAGAGGCUGAUGAGGCUUCCUGCUUCAUAGCACCGACUAUCCUCACCGAUGUUUCUCCGGAGUCAAAGGUGAUGGAGGAGGAAAUCUUUGGACCGGUCCUCCCCAUUCUGACCGUGAAGAACGUGGACGAAGCCAUUGAGUUCAUCAACCGUCGGGAGAAGCCCCUUGCCCUGUACGUCUUCUCCAACAACAAGAAGACCUUCUCCCACCGCCGCGCCUGCUUGAUCAGGGACCUGAAGAUGGAGGUUAUGCACAAACUCCGGUACCCACCUGGCAGCCAGAAGAAGGUGGAUUGGGCCAAGUUCUUCCUCUUGAAGCGGUUUAACAAGGGCCAAAUUGUACUGGUCAUCUUGGCCCUGCUGGGGAUUGUGGCAGCGGUGGUGGCAAAGAUGGUGUCCCCUGGAUGAGAGGGGUGAUCAGCAGCCAGCAGCACACCGGACCUGUAACCCGCCACUCGCUCCU